GGCUUGCCCCGGACCCCGACCCUCCUCACAUCAACAAUCCCGGGCGCUCGCGCGGCGCCGCGGCCCAGUCCCCGCCCUCCUGCUGCUGCCACCUGCCGCCUGGCCGCGCCGGCGGGGACUGCCCAGCCGCCUUCAGGAGGGCAGGCCGCGUCUGCCGCCCCGCGAGACCAGGAGGGCUAGCGCCGCGGAGCAGGAAGCGAGCAGCCGGCGGAGGCGCGGCGGCGCCGGGCCGGCCUUGUUUUCCUCAGGCUCGCUCCGCUCUGAGCCGCAGCCUCGCUUGCCUCAGGCUCGCUCUCGGCCGCGGCCUUCUUUCCUUCAGGCUCGGUCGCGGCCUUGCUUGUCCCAGGCUUGCUCCCCGGCCGCCUCCGUCCUCUCUUCAAGCUCGCUCUGCGGCCGUUCCCACCUCCUUCCAGGCUCGCUCCCCGCCACCGCAUUCCUCCUCCUCCUCCCAGGCUCGCUCCCGGGCCGCCGCCCCUCAGCCGCCCAGGCUGCGCCGGUGCUCGCGUGGGGCCUUGUUGCGUUUCAGCUCGGGGUCGCCGCAGGGGCGGGGCGCUGAGCGGUCUGCCGCGGCCUCCCCGGGUCGUCUGCCCGCCUUCCUCCGCAGUCCGGAGCCUGGCGGAGCCCAGACCUGGCGGGGACAGCUGCGCACCCGGCCCGGCACCCAGAGCCUGCCGCCACCACCGCCACCGUCCAUCGUUGGUACCGGCAAUGGCCUUCGUCUCGCCUGAUGUGCUUGUGACUGAUUUGGAUCCGGAAUAUUGAGAACUCACUUCUGUCCCCAUCCCAGCCGUGGCCGCCCACUGGACUCAACUGCAGCGUCGCUAGACUGCCCCAUUUUGAGAGCACCAUGGACCAAAGUGGGAUGGAGAUUCCUGUGACUCUCAUCAUUAAAGCACCGAAUCAGAAAUACAGUGACCAGACUAUUAGCUGCUUCUUGAACUGGACCGUGGGGAAACUAAAAACGCAUCUAUCUAACGUGUACCCUAGCAAACCAUUGACAAAGGACCAGAGGUUGGUGUAUUCUGGCAGACUGCUUCCUGACCAUCUGCAGCUGAAAGACAUCCUCAGAAAACAAGAUGAGUAUCAUAUGGUUCAUCUAGUCUGUGCUUCUCGGAGUCCUCCCAGUUCUCCAAAAUCCAGCACCGAUAGAGGAAGUCACGAAGCACUGGCAUCCAGCACCAGCUCUAAUUCAGACCAUUCGGAUUCAACAACUCCAUCACCCAGUCAGGAGAGUUUGUCAUUAGUUACUGGUUCUUCAGAAGGAUUGAGACAACGUACCCUUUCACAAGCACAGACUGACCCAGCCCAGAGUCAUCAGUUUCCAUAUGUAAUCCAAGGAAAUGUGGAUCACCAGUUUCCUGGGCAAGGUGUGCCCCCUGCGUUCCCAGUGUACCCUGCGCUCAGCCCACUGCAGAUGCUGUGGUGGCAGCAGAUGUACGCUCAUCAGUAUUAUAUGCAAUAUCAAGCUGCAGUUUCAGCUCAGGCCACAUCAAGUGCCGGCUCAGCCCAGCGUGCUGCAUCAUCACCUCUAAAUUUGGCACAUGUUCCUGGAGAAGAGCCUCCACCAGCUCCCAACCUAGUGGCCCAAGAAAAUGGGCCCAUGAAUGAGAAUGUUCAAAUGAAUGCACAGGGCGGCCCAGUGCUGAAUGAAGAAGACUUGAACCGCGACUGGCUGGACUGGGUGUACACGUUCUCCCGAGCUGCCGUCCUCCUCAGCAUCGUAUACUUCUAUUCUUCUUUCAGUCGGUUUAUCAUGACACCAAGCUGGAUGGUUUCCGUUCAGGCAAGAAGGCGGUCAGCAACAAGCUCCCAACAAUGUGGACGCUAACAAUGACGGGCAUAAUGCAAACAAUCUAGAACUUGAAGAAAUGGAGCGCCUUAUGGAUGAUGGACUUGAAGAUGAGAGUGGAGAAGAUGCAGGUGAAGAUGCCAGUGCAGCUCAAAGGCCUGGGUUAAUGGCUUCAGCUUGGUCUUUUAUCACCACCUUUUUUACUUCACUAAUACCAGAGGGGCCUCCCCAAGUUGCCAAUUAGACCUAAAAAACUGUGCCAGCUGCAAAGGAGGGUUUGACUUUAGGAAAGCGGUUUAAAUAACAGUGCAAUUUAAAAACAAUGUAUAACUUUUUUUUUGAUGAUCAUGUACAGAGGUCUUUUCUUUAAGCUUCUCAUGCAUAUGAAUAUUUUAAGCACAAAUGGACUACUAAGCUUGUGAUUUUUCUUUCUUUGUUUGUUUAAAGAGCCUAACAACAUAGCAUUGCUAACAGUACUGGUCUUCCAGCUUUAUUCAUUUCAAUUAUGUGUAGUGCGCCAAGCAGAACCACUGUGUAUUAUUUCUUUAAAGAGCUGCUACACCUUUAAAUGUUCAUAGCUAGAUGGCCAGCCCUUCAAUGUGUACUUUGAAUAAAUAUAUCUAUUUUCUGUGAAUUAUCCUGAAAGUUUUAAACAGAAAUGACCUCAUAGUUUUUAAUAAAGUUUAUUUACCUAAAAUGUGCUAGUAGCAUCUUGCCCACCCAUAAAGCAAUAAACUUCUCAAAAAUAUUAAUUUUGACAUUUGAAUAAAUGAUGGAAACUUUCUAUUUUAAGGGCACAUGUCCCAUCAGUUGGAAUUAGUACCUUAAGAGGAAAAAAAAAAAAAGGCAGCUCUUCAUUGGAAUUAAGUGAUACAAAAUGUUUGAUAUGGCAGAACUUUUAUAAAAUAUGCUGGAAAUUGCUCCCUGUAAUUUUUUAAAUAAAGAGUCAAUUAUGAUAAACAGCCUUAUGGGAUAUUUAUUCAAGUUCUUCGAUACUAAUUUACCUGCAAAAGUAUAUUUAAAUUUUACAAGUUUUUUUUUAAAGGGUUAGUGUCUUUCAGGUCAGUUUGGCUUUCUUCCAUUCCAAAGGACACCUCUUAGUUUUCAGGCCAACUGGCCCUGACAGACAUGCUCCUGUGUUAGACCCUGAGCCUCCUACACAAGUGCCUACAGUAGUGGCCGAAGAAUGCAGAGCUAUUGAAACUCGUGAUAAGUUUAUUUCCUUCUGUUGGAAGCUAGCGAGAAGCCUUAUGGAAUUUGCUGAGGGGCAGCAUCUUGGGGACACUUUUGUGGAAGUGUUGUCAUUACAGGGACACUGCAGGACACUGUGUCUCAGCCCAGACAGAGCCUCAGGAGGAAGAUGCUGGUCAGAUUUGCCCAGAAAGGGUAACAGCUAUGGGUUCUAGAAAUAGUAAAUGCGUUCCUAUUUUUUAAUUAUCAUCUCUAUUUUGUUAAUUUCCUUAUGCUAGCCUUACUUUCAGUAAGUCUUGGUAAGAACAAAACUAACAACCAAAAAAAUUAGUCAGGUGUCAGCCAUGUUUUAGAGGGACCUGUAUAGUUCCAAACAGCUGUGGUACUUAAAGAUCUUUUUCAAACAGCAGAAAAGGAUAUACAGAAGCCGAGAGACUGCUCUGACGGCCACGUGGUGACUAGUGACAACUAGGAUAAUGUUUCCUAGAAUGCUUCCCAGGGACUUGGUCUGUUUCUUACACUUGACAGAAAGGAUUAGGUCUUCUCCAGUGAAAGCUUCUGUUAAUGUGUAGGCAAAGAAAGGGCUGAUUCAAGGGCGGGAGAGGGAAGACAUGUGAUCCGUCGUGUGCCUCCACAGCCCAGUAUACUAAUUAGUCUCUCUGUCAUCACUACUGAUACGAGACAUAUCACAGUAGUGGGAUGGAGACCAAUUUUAGAGCCACAAUUGUGUAGUCCAGUGGCAGGUUUAUUUGUUUUGUUUUUAAAGGAAUGAUUCAUUUUUUACCUCACAGUUAAGACUUGAUUUCCACCUCACAUUUUAGUAGACUGUGGUGAGGCAGCCUGGUGUCUUGGUGAAUCUGGGAUGCUGGCACUGGAUCUGCAGAGCUGGGCCAGGCUCUGGGAAGUGAGUUCUUUACUAGCAACCUGUCUGGGAAGGCGGUGCGGCUGGCUGGCUCAUCUCCACUGGUGGAAGGUCCUGCCUUGACACUGCAAGGUAGUGGAAACCUAUGUGGUGGGCACAAAGCAUGUUUAUUGUACCUCAUUCUCACACAUUCAUUACACUGUGGAUGUUCUGAUAUUUAAACAUUUGGGAACAUUUAUACAAAACAGGAAUCCACGACAAUGCUUCGUGUUAUGGAACUGUGCAAGCCUUUUCUUAAAGUCCUCCGUGGAGCCUGCUGAGAAUCAUCCUCUUAAAAAGAGCAGAGUCAUCACUCAGGGCUUCUAUUGCUGAGCUUCUGGGGGCUUCAUUCCUUACCGUGACUCUUAGAAAGUGGAAGGUUUGCCAAGCACAAUGAGGCUUCAUCCCUACUGAAGGUUCGUCUCUUCCUAUAGCCAGCCCCAGGCUUCAGCCGUCCUUGCUCUACACUUAAUGGGUACAUCCUGGAGGCCCCAGGUUGGGGACUAGUUUGGAAGUCAUCUUGUCAACACUUACUUCCCAAUCCUGCUGCUGGAUUUGGACUCUUCCCCUGACUGAUCGACCACUCACUGCCUGCACACUGUUCAUGCAGCAUGUGCAGCAGCUCGAGUCUCUCCAGUGACCCAAGGCUACAGAAGAGGCAAGUGGGAAAACCGUGAACACACAUGGCCUUUACUAGUCACCAUUCACGUGGCAGAAGCACCAAGAGGCUGGUUUGGGGCCAUCUUGCACAUAGUAAUAAAAAUAAGUAGCUAGAUACUUUAAAGCAUGCCGUAUUCCUGCUGUCCUGUGGUAGCCACCAUGACCAAAAGCAACUUGGGGAGGAAAGGAUUUAUUUCAUCGUAACACUUGCAGUCCACCUUGAAUGGAAAUCAGGGCAGGAACUCAAAGCUGGAACCUAGAGGCAGGAGCUAAGGCAGAAAGCAUGAAGAAUUUUUGCCUAUGGGCUUGCUCGUCAUGGCUCCCUUAGCUUGCUUUCUUAUAUCACCCAGGACUACUUGCUCAGCAGUGGCACUGCCCACCAUUAGCUAGGUGCACCAACAUAAAUCACUAAUCAAGAAAAUACCCUGCAGUCUUGCCUACAGGUAGUCUGAGGUUUCUCAGUUGAGAUUUCUCAAAUAACUAGCUUGUAUCAAGUUUAUAAAACUAACCAGGAUGCCGGCUGCAUGCUAACUGUACACCGUCAUUUUAAAAUGUUUUCAGAACAACUCAAGGUUGUAACUUUCACUGUUACUUCUGUUUCUCAGACUGAGAACACCACACGUAAAUAACUGGCCCCAGACCAUUCGGGUAGUACAUCAUAGCGCUCUGCUCUGCUUUGCACCGUGCACUCUUAAUAACAUUUGCAGUCCAUUCUUAGGAACAAGGGAUGUGAGGUUCCUAGCUCUGAAGCAAAUUGGGAUGAGCUUGUUUUGCACCAAGCCUUCUGUGGUGAAAAACAAGAAAAGUCCCAUGAUCCCAGGGCUGACAGAAGGAUGCGCACUCCCGAGCAGAGGAGAGUGACUGGCACUUGCUGAUGUUAGGGGUGAGUAGACAGUUUAGAAGACUUAUUAGAAACAAAUGUAAGAGCUCAGGAGCCUUUCACAAACUCUCCUCUGAUCAUUUCAGGGAUAAUAGGGAAGGUUUUGGUUUACAAAAAGGUACAAAACUGUUUCUCAUUUCUCAGUCCUCUUAAUGCUGUGACCUUUUAAUGCAGUUGCUCAUGUUGUGACCCCAACCAUAAAAUUAUUUUGUUGCUACUUAAUAACUGUAAUGUUGCUACUGCUAUAAAUUGUAAUAGAAACAUCUGACAUGCAGGAUAUUUGCUAUGCCACCCACCCCUGUGGAGUCUCGUAGGUUGAGAACCCUUGGUGUAGGGAGUGUUUACUGGGACCUGGUAUGGAUGCAGCACUUAAGGAUUUGUAGGGAAAAGAAGUGUUAGGAAUGGUUAGUAACUGAACAAAGCAUGCUUAAAGGAGAGGAGGGAUUGUCAGACUCCAGUCUUUCCAUGGUAAAUCUGGUUUGUCACACUGGAAAAUUAGAGCAAACUUGCCAAAUCUUUGUGUAUUGCUUCUUGAAGAUUGUGAACCUGUUAUUAUUCCCAGUGAUGGGCAGAAGCACAGGGGUAGAUGGCUGCACUGUGUAACUUUGAACACUAGGUGGUGGUAUAGUACCACCCUGUCUAUGGUGUUGACUGUUUUUCUUCAGCUCUUGGGGAGCCUGGUAGGGAGGAUGCUACCUUACCUUAGGAAGAACAAGCAUGUAAGAGAAGACACUUUUGACCUUGAUAGUGUGGUCUUGAUGUCAAACUCCAAGGAAGGUUGGAGACCAUUGUUUUUAGUUACUCCUGGUCCUAACCAGCCCUAAUCAGUCAAGUUAGGCAUCCACGCUCCCAGCAGAUUUUGUGAGUGAGGUAGGAUGUCUAGGUGACCAGAAGCUCCUCACUAUGGAAGGUGUUCAAAGAGACAAGAGAUUUAAAGCCUUCCUUUAUCUCUAAGCCAGGGGUGGUAGGGGUGUACUUAGGGAAUGGUGUAGGCCUGUUCCUCCCUCUACUCUAGGACUUGCUGGUGAUUGCAGGUCUUCCUACAAGAAAACCCAGUUCUUCCAGACACCCUGGGAGUUGCCAUAGUUUAUUCCACUUCUCAGAAGGACCGAGGUCAUGAGAGAGGAAGGCUGGGAAACUGCCUUGCCAAUGAGGGACUGGGGGCACUAAGGAGCCAGGGUAACGAGGCAUACCAAGGACUUCAGAGGAAAGAUGUUUGUGGGACAACUAUCAGCAAUUGAAUAUAGCCUGUAGCUUAGCUAAUACUAACACUUCAACGGUCCUGCCAUCAUUUUGAUUAUUGUACUAUGUCUAUCUUCAAUAUUAGCAUUUUGAGAAGAUGGGUAAGUGGUAUGCAGGGAUUUUUUUCAGUGCUAUUUAUAAUGGAUCAUAAAUUUUAAAAUUGUUUCAAACUUGAAAGUAACAAAGAUUAUAAAAUUUUACUUUUACAUGAUUAUAGAAUAUUUUAUGUUCUAUAAAUAUAAAUAAAUAAAUGAAUAAAUAAAUAAAUAAAUAAAUAUAGAGAUAAUAGAAUUGAUCCUUGUACAGGUGACUCAAAGGUGCUGGAUGAAGAGGAGGGCACCCCAGAAAUGAAGUGCUUUCUGCCGAGUUGGCCAUUCACUGCAACUCUCCAAGGAUCUCCCUACAUCAGAAUCAGUUCCUGAUGGUGGAACUGGACCACCGUUUUCUAGGCAAGAGCCAUUUCAGUAUUGGACAGACUCCGUAAUAGCACAACUCUAUUUACGGUCUAAGCAUUUGCUUAAUGAGGCUCUAUCCUAUGCCUUAUGCCCAUUUAGCUAUUCUCUAGGGAAAUGUUUCUUUCCUUUUUAUCUAAUUCCAUAAUUCAGGGAUUUAAUCAUUAUUGCCUGAAAUCAAAAUAUCUAAAUCAAAUGUUUAUAAUUGCUGAAUGCUGUUUUUGACAUCAUUCUUUAGCUCUUAAGAUCAGAACUUAUAAUUCUGGAAGUUUUAAAAAUGUUACAGUGAAGUUACAAAACUAAUACAGAGUCAUACAUGACCACUCAACAUUUUUUCUGUAAUCCUCAGCUUACAUUAGGUUGGGACAUUUGCUGCAGCUAAUAAACCAAUUUUGAUACACUAUUUUAAAACUGUAACUUAUACUUUCUCAGACACACUUUAUCUUGAAUGGAUGUUCCCUCCUCUUAUUCUAGAAUCCUCUCUGUUCUAAGUUUCCUUCUGACUGUUCAGUCUAUUCACAACUUCAAAACUCACCUAGACCUUGUCCAUUUUAAGGGUUAUGAGCCAGAUUAUUUUUUUUGUGAGUGUCCACUGUUUUGAAUUGUGCAGAUAUUUUACCCAUGACUAACUGGGGUUAUGUGCCUUUAGGGAGACCACAGAACCAUGGGGCACAUGCCAUCAGCAUGGCUUAGCACUGGUGAUACUGACUUUGAUCAGUUUCUCCCCUGGGAAUCUCUUCUCCCUCUCCUUCCACAGAGGCUCUCUGGAAGGAGGUGCUUUGUGCAGCUUUCCUUAAGGACUCGGUAGGUUCACUGUACUCAGAGUGGUGUGUCUACAUAAAGCAUUAGAAAUUCUUCCACAUGGAACCCAUCUUUUUUUAACUGGUCUUUUUUAUUUCUUUGUGAUAGCUUGGCCUCAUUCUAUUUACUUUAUACUUUGAAUUUUAACCUGAUUUCUGCUUUGUUUUGUUGUUGCCCAGUCCCACCCCACUAGUGGGAUCUCUUUCAAAGGCCUCCUGCAUCCACCACUGUGCUUUUUCUUCAGGAAACCUCCUUAUGCUUCCUGCUACCCAGGUUCAUGUGCAUUUUCUCCACCAGUUCUAGAAUCAGCCACUUCUGCAGUGAGCUGAGGGAGCAGGGCCGCUGUUAUUAUAGUUAGGAUGUCCUUUCUAUGAGGAAAGUUUGUAAUGGUCUGGUAGUGAAAAGUCAAACGUUUUGAGAUGUGAAAACCACAUCUUUCCUUCUGUAAUUUGCAUAUAUAAUAAGAUAUAAUGUAAGGUGCAAUGAAAGGAGCAGUGUGAAUCAGGUAGUGGUGGUGAACACCUCAAAUCCCAGCUCAUGAGGCAGAGGGAGUCAAAUCUUGGUCUACAGAUUGAGUUCCAAGAUGGCCAGGGCUAUACAGAGAAACCCUGUUUUAUUAAAUACAUACAUACAUACAUACAUACAUACAUACACAAGAAAUAAAAAAAAAAAACCAAGACACACACAAAACUCCCACCAUAAAACCACAAAAAUGAAAAUCAAACAAACAAAAGGCCAACAAUACAAACAGCAACAAAACAAAACAAGAUAGAGGAAAAGUCCAGAACACACUAUUGCAUUCAUUUUAUGUUGGCCUCCUCCUCCUCCUCAAGGGGACCGAACCUCUGUGUGGUUGAUAUACCCAGUGAUACGCCAUUGGAGAAGACUGAUUUUCCCUUUACUAGUGGCUACCAAUUACAGAUAGUUUCUUGAUUAGGGUUGGGACCCUGUGUCCACUUUCCCCUCUCAGUUUUGGGACCGUAACUUGAACCUAUGCAGGUCUUGUGCAUGCCAUCACAAUCUUGGUGAGUUUUAUGUGUGCAUAAGGCAGUUUCCUUGGAGUCACCCAUCACCUACACCUCUUAGAGUCUCUCCACUUCUUCAGCACAGAUUCCCUGGGGACAGAGUGUAGGGGGUUGAUGGAGACAUCCCAUUUAGGAUUGAGUGCUCAAGGCCUCACUCUGCACAUUGUCAUAAUGUUGGUCUUGUGUUCAUUUUCAUACACUUGCAAGAAGCUUCUCUAAUGUGGGUUAAGUGAGGCAUUGGGUAUAUAGGUAUAGGAGUAGGUAAUUUUUUCUGCUAUGUUCCUUAAGCAGAAUAAUAGUACUAGGCUUUCCCUUAGGCCUAUGAUCUAUCUAGUCUCAGGCGCUUGGCCACUUAAGCAAUGGCAGGUACAGGUAUCAUCUCAUUUAUUGUGUCAAAACAUGAUCAAAAGAACAACUCGGGUCUUAGCGCCAUCUUCCUUGAGACUCCUGCACCAUGAGAGCGAAGUGGCGGAAGAAGAGAAUGCGCAGGCUGAAGCGCAAGAGAAGAAAGAUGAGGCAGAGGUCCAAGUAAGCCAGCCCGUGCACCUACGACGCCUGCAGGAGCAGAAGUGAGGGAUGCUGAGGGCCGAGACAAGCUAUCGGACUGUGUGCUGCCAUGAGUCUCAAUAGACCUGGAACGUCACCUCGCCGCGAUCGCCUGGAGAAAUGACCGCCUUUCUUACAACCAAAACAGUCCCUCAGCCCUGGACCCCCGGCACUCUGGACUAGCUCUGUUCUCUUGUGGCCAAGUGUAGCUCGUGUACAAUAAACCCUCUUGCAGUCAGCUGAAGAAUCAAAAAAAAAAAAAAAAAAAAAAAAA
This is a messenger RNA of Mus musculus (house mouse), 9761 nucleotides long. It is a transcript of the gene Herpud2, whose product is annotated as HERPUD family member 2. Bases 848 to 1828 code for a protein of 326 amino acids. The record is from RefSeq and is a predicted model, not a curated record. The transcript is spliced from 8 exons. Gene Ontology annotation, cellular component: membrane. NCBI's taxonomy places the organism in Eukaryota, Metazoa, Chordata, Mammalia, Rodentia, Muridae.